UUACCUCUUUUAUGUAUCAUGUUUCAGCUCUUGGGAAUGAAUGGAGUGUGACAUACAGCCAACUUAAACUCUGUGCUUUAAACAGAUCUACAGUGAUUAUGAACGUUUCUUACACACACCCACUAAGUCUUACAGUGACAAAGAGGUUUUGGUUAAUUAACCCAGUUCCGGGAAAAGAGUGGACUGAUCUGUAUAAUGUAUCAGGUUACUCAGGCAGAGUGACAUAUUUAACAUAUGUACAGAAUCACUUCCACCUCAGACUGAGUGAUGUGAAGAAAACAGAUGAACAGAUGUACUACUUCAGAAUUGAAACAGACAUAGAGAAAGAAACAUACCUGGGUUUUCCUGGAGUUAUACUCAGUGUGACAGAUCUUGAUCUUCAGAUUGCUCCUGCAGAAGUGACAGAAGGACAAUCAGUCAUUCUGACCUGUAAAACCACCUGCAGUCUGACUGAUCCAACAUUCAUCUGGUACAAAAACAGCAGAGAUUUAACCACAAAGACCAGCAAGAACAAGGAAGUCCUUCUGCAGUCGGUCAGCAGUGAGGAUGCAGGCAGUUAUAGCUGUGCUGUAAGAGGAUAUGAACAUCUCCACUCUCCUGUUCAAACCCUCAGAGUCAGAUGUGAGCUUUAUUUACCUUCUUAUAUAUACUUUAUAACCUGAUAGUUAAUAAAGGAAAACAAAAUAAAGUACUGAUGUAAGU
Molecule: messenger RNA, 702 nt
Organism: Tachysurus fulvidraco (yellow catfish)
Lineage: Eukaryota; Metazoa; Chordata; Actinopteri; Siluriformes; Bagridae
Product: Fc receptor-like protein 2
Exons: 2
Coding region: 12-662 (216 amino acids)
Source: RefSeq, a predicted model, not a curated record